Messenger RNA from Quercus lobata, 3691 nucleotides. Its product is annotated as SEC12-like protein 2. The record is from RefSeq and is a predicted model, not a curated record. Lineage: Eukaryota; Viridiplantae; Streptophyta; Magnoliopsida; Fagales; Fagaceae. The transcript is spliced from 6 exons. Bases 2841 to 3194 code for a protein of 117 amino acids. Gene Ontology annotation, molecular function: guanyl-nucleotide exchange factor activity; protein binding. Gene Ontology annotation, cellular component: endoplasmic reticulum membrane. Gene Ontology annotation, biological process: endoplasmic reticulum to Golgi vesicle-mediated transport.
CAAUUGUUUGGUAAGCAAGGGGUUUGGAAGUUUAAUCCUGUUUCCAAAGAUUGGAAAUCUCUUUUCUUGGGAGAUAGACAUGAGAUGCUCCCAGAAUAUCACCCUCCGAGCAUGUGAAAUGGCAGGGUUGUUGUAUUCCCACCUCAAGAAGUUAUUGAGGUUGUGCAAUGGUCUACAUAUUUGGUAGGGCAAUUUUUUGACAAACAGUAACCAUUUUUCCUGGUAAAGUGGUCUGUUUAGACUUUGUGGAAGCUGUUUGGUAAGAGGUGGAGGUGUUUGCUUUUGAGAAGGGCCUUAUCUUGUGUUUUGGUUCAAGAUUGGGAUGCUGUCCUUAAUGCUAGAUUAUGGUAUGUGGCCAAUAGACCCCUCUUUCUUUGAAGAUGGCAGCUUGGUUUGCAACUUAGUAAUCUAAAGUUGGGCAAAAUUCCUAUCUGGGUGAAAUUUUUGCAACUGCCUAUAGAGUUAUGGACCCCGAAGUGCUUGAGUUAUUUAGCAAGUAGAGUGGGAAGGCCAUUAUAUGCUGAUGCAGUCCCUUAACAACACCAGAUGCUUGGAUAUGCUAGAGUUUGUGUGCAAAUUGGAUUUGAUGAUGAACUUCCUGAUUCUUUGGUUGUUGAAUUGCCUGAUGGAAAGAUCUUGGAAAUUGGAAUUGAGUAUCCAUGUAAGCCUGAAAAUGUUUGCAUUGCAAAGCGUUUUGUCACUUAUCCAAAUUCUGUCCUUCUAAACCUUCCAAGAGUUGGGUUCCCAAGAAUAAGGGUCAAGUUCACAGGACCUCCCUCCUCUCUGAAGAUAUCUGUGGCUGGGGGUGGAGGAAUUUCUGUGUCACCUAAUAGAUUUGGCCCUCUUCAGGUUGGGAAUGGUAAUGAUGGGGGGGCUACAGGAGCAAGUCUCUGUCCUCAGGAAAGAUGACUUGAGUGCACUUCAAGAUAAAGCUAACAUUUCUGAGUCCGCGGGUGGUACUGUGAAUGAUGUUGUCCCUGUUCCUCUAGAUACUGGAAUGAAAGACCCCAGUGUUGCAUAUGUGGUGUCCCCCAAUCCUAGGCAAGGAAAUAGGAGAGUCACUAGAGCUCAAGUGGUUGCUGGGAUGAAAGCUGAAGGGUGUGAGGAAGGGGCACCAGUCCAGUUCACUCUAUUGGAAUUUUUGGAUGCUGGCAUAAAGAAGGGAGCUAAACUAAAGUCAAUAAAACCUGUGAAAGCCAUGGGAAAGGGUAAGAUUGUGCUUAACCCUGUUAAUACUCCAAUGGUGAGUGAUGUGAACAGUUUACUUGAAAAUUGUUAGACGAUAGUGUUGUGAUUGAAUGUGUGGGGUCUAAAUGAUCCUUCUAAACAAAGAGAGGUAAAGAAAUUAAUUAGGGAUCAAAGAGCUGAUUUGUUUUAUUUAGUUGAGACAAAGUUUAGAGAUAGGAAUGGCCUACAGAUAAAAGAGGCCUUAUUUCCAAAUUGGGGUUUCCUCAAUAAUUAUGAUAAUCAUGAAUUAGGAAGAAUUUGGGUUUGUUGGAACACUAAUAUUUUCCAUGUCUUAAUGGUGUUAAAGGCUGAUCAAGUUAUCCAUUGGGAGGUGGUGUUUCUUUCUAAUUCAGCAAAAUGGGAAGUGCCUUUUGUUUAUGGUGCAUACUGUGGUUUUAAAAGGCAGGAGCUGUGGCAAGCCAUUUCUGGAUUACAAUGGAGGACUAGAGAUAGACCUUGGGUGGUUUUGGGGGAUUUCAACGUAGUUAAAGACUGGAGUGAGAGGUUUGGGGGAUUGGGAAACCCUAGUUUUGAAGCUGAAUUUGCUAAUUGGAUGGGUGUUCAAGGACUAUUUGAUCAUCCUUAUAUUGGUGUUCUGUUCUCUUGGAAUAAUAAGAGAGAUGCUACUGCAUUUUUGGCUAGGAAGUUGGACAAAGCCCUCAGUAAUUCUAUUUAGUUAUCUGUUUUUCCUUAGACUCUGGUUGAGUUUUACCUCCUGGGAUUUCAGGCCAUGCUGCCAUCUUUUUAUCCCUUUUGCCUGUGCAGAAUGCUAGUCCUGAUUCUUUUAAUUUCUUUAAUUUCUUAACUGCUAAUGAUCAUUUCCUUGAAAUUCUAAGUCAAGUGAGGUCUUAGGUUGUUCAUGGAACUCCUAUGUUUCUCCUCUACAAGAAAUUAAAGCUCCUGAAAUUUGAGUUAAAGGUCUUUAACCAGACCAGGUUUGGAGGAAUUUCUGUGAGACUUGAAGUUGCUAAGGCUCAACAUGACUCAGUCCAGUUAAGUCUCCUGAAUAAUCCUGGUUGUUCUGAACUCUGUAAGUUGGACAAAGUGCAGAGGAAGCUCUUGAUUUGUACAAAUCUGUUAGUAGUGCAGAGGAAGCUUUUCUCAGGCAGAAAUCACGGGUCUAUUGGCUGAGGUUGGGUGACCAAAAUAGUGGCUAUUUGCAUAGAAUGGUGAAAGUGAAGGCAGCUAAAAAAUAAACUAAAAUGUCUUUAUGAUGCUUCUGGGGCAAGGGUGGAUAUUUGGCAGAUUAAAGAGUUAGCAGUGAAUUUCUAUCAGCAGCUAAUAGGGACUUCUUUGGUUCUAUUUCUGACCUUGCUCAGAUUAUGCAGUAGACCCAUCCUGAGCAGCUGAGAAUGGAGUUGCAACAGGAAGUUACAGAUAGGGAGAUUCAAGACACUUUGUUUUUCAUGGACGGUGACAAAGCCCAUGGUCCUGAUGGAUAUACCGUCCACUUUUUCAAGAAAGCUUGGCAUAUGGUGAAGGGUGAUGUCUUGGUUGAUAUUCAUUCUUUCUUCUCCUCAUCUAAGCUCCUAGGUGAAGUGAAUGCUACCAUUAUCACUCUUGUACCUAAGGAUUAAGUUUUCUGCUUUUGUAGAUUGUCUGCGAGUAAUGAUAUGAAUCAGGUUCUAUAUAUUGCUGCAGUGACAGGUAAAGGUAGAAACAUUGUAACAUGGGAUACAAAAACCUGGAAGAGGAUAGGAUCAAAGACUGUAGUACGUGACACAAUUUUGGCCUUAAUUGUUUCACGAGAUGGAAAGCUACUUGCCUGUGGGACAACUCAAGGUGAUGUUUUUAUUUUAAAUUCAGCCAGUAAGCAGUUUCGGACGGUUGUUAGGAAAGCACACCUUGGCUUUGUAACUGCACUUUCAUUCUCGCAUGACUCAAGGGCUUUGGCAUCUGUAUCCCUGGACUCAAGUGCAAGGAUGACACUAAUUGAGGAAAAGAAGGAAGCUGGAGCAUGUAGCUAGUGGGCCAUCUUGUUCGUCAUUUUACUUGCCAUUGUUGUGUAUUUACUAUUUUAUGAAGAAUCAAGUUAAGGUGGCAAAAUCCGACCUAACACAACAUGAAGUUAGCAGGUUAUGGGUUGAGAUUUAAUGGGUUUGUGUCAUAUUUAGGUUGACAUGAAUGACUCCUUCUAUAAACUUUUCAUGUUCGUGUCCAACUCACGGAACUUGUUUGAUUUGUCUAACUAAAUGUCAUUAACCAAUAUACCAUUCAAAAUCCUAGGUAUAUAAACUUAUUUUCUUUCUUAGUUGCAUUCUCCGAAGUCCCAUGGCCGCCUCUCACUUGACCUCAAUUUCACCUUAUUUUCUUUGCCACCUAGCCACCGUGACCCUUCUGUCAUAGGGGUUGCAUUCACUUCUCUCUGUCACUUGAAACCCUAGUUUUUAUCUUCUUUUACUUUCUUCUUUGAAUUCUUUGCCAUUGUCGUAUCAUUGUCAUCGUCCUUUACUCUUACCUUUAU